AUGGAGAGAUCGAAGAUACUGGGACUUCCACUCUUGAUGCUUUUUCUUCUUCUAGGUCUCUGCAACAUUUCUAUGUCUGUAGUAGAUAAGAAGAUCAAACAGCAGCAGAAACUGGAGAAGAAAACCUACAUCGUGCACAUGGCCAAGUCCGAAAUGCCGGCGACCUUUGACGAGCACGCACACUGGUACGCUUCGUCUCUGAAAUCGGUGUCUGACUCAGCUGAAAUGCUCUAUACAUACAACAACGCCAUCCACGGCUUCUCCACUCGACUCACCGACCAAGAGGCCAAAUCACUCGAGGGCUUACCUGGGAUUCUUGCCAUCAUGCCUCAAAUGAGAUACGAGCUUCACACUACUCGUACUCCUCUGUUUCUGGGGCUUGACAAGAACGAUGGGUUCAUGCCCCAAUCUGACUCGACUAGCGAAAUGGUAGUUGGAGUUCUUGACACUGGUGCGUGGCCCGAAAGCCAGAGCUUCGAUGACAAGGGACUUGGACCCGUGCCCAGUAGUUGGAAAGGCCAAUGUGAGUUAGGUAAGAAUUUUAACGCUUCAAGCUGUAACCGGAAAUUGAUCGGCGCGAGAUUUUUUUCCAAAGGUUACGAAGCUACGCUGGGUCCCAUAGAUGAAACUAAAGAAUCGAAAUCGCCGAGGGAUGAUGACGGACACGGCACCCACACAUCGACUACGGCGGCCGGAUCUGUCGUGGAAGGCGCUAGCCUCUUCGGUUACGCCUCUGGUGCGGCACGUGGCAUGGCGGCACGUGCUAGAGUUGCUACCUACAAGGUUUGCUGGCUUGGUGGUUGCUUCAGUGCUGACAUUCUGGCCGGCAUGGAUAAAGCCAUUGAAGACGGCGUUAACGUCAUCUCCAUGUCACUGGGCGGUGGGAUGUCCGAUUAUUAUAGAGACAGUCUUGCCAUCGGAGCUUUUACGGCAAUGGAGCGAGGCAUUCUCGUGUCUUGCUCCGCUGGAAAUGCUGGUCCCUCUACGUUCAGCUUGUCCAACGUAGCGCCAUGGAUUACCACCGUUGGUGCAGGGACCUUGGACCGUGACUUUCCUGCGUACGUUAGUCUGGGCAACGGAAAGAACUUUUCCGGUGUAUCUCUCUACAGUGGGAAACCGUUGACUGAUUCUUUACUACCGUUUAUCUACGCCGGCAAUGCUACCAACUCUACGAACGGGAAUCUAUGCAUAACAGGUACAUUGAUACCGUCAAAAGUCGCCGGAAAGAUUGUGUUGUGCGAUCGGGGGGUCAAUGCCAGGGUUCAGAAAGGAACCGUUGUCAAAGAAGCUGGUGGCGUAGGGAUGAUUCUGGCGAACACUGAGGCCAACGGAGAAGAGUUGGUGGCCGACGCCCAUCUUUUGCCUGCCACGGGUGUAACUGAGAAGACCGGUAAUAUCAUAAAGAGCUACCUCUCAUCAGAUGCCAAUCCGACGGCCACGAUCACUUUCGGAGGCACGAAGGUGGGGAUUCAACCCUCACCGGUGGUGGCAGCGUUCAGUUCGCGUGGGCCGAACUCGAUCACGCCGGAUAUACUCAAGCCGGACAUAAUCGCACCAGGUGUCAACAUUCUAGCAGGUUGGACCGGUGCCGCGGGACCCACAGGGCUCUCUGUCGACACGAGACGCGUAGGAUUUAACAUCGUAUCCGGUACGUCGAUGUCGUGCCCACACGUGAGCGGCCUCGCUGCAAGGCUCAAAGCGGCGCACCCUGAUUGGAGCCCUGGAGCCGUCCGAUCGGCUCUCAUGACUACAGCUUAUGCCACCUACAAGACUGGCGAAACGUUACAAGACAUCGCAACCGGUAAAGCAUCGACGCCGUUCGAUUACGGAUCUGGACACGUGGAUCCUGUUUCAGCCCUUGAUCCCGGCCUCGUCUACGACCUUGCCGUCGAAGAUUACGUAGGCUUUCUAUGCGCUUUAAACUAUAGCCAAGUGCAGAUCACCCUCGUGGCGAGAAGGAACUUCACGUGCGAUACGAACAAGAAGUACAGCGUCAGUGAUCUUAAUUACCCUUCUUUCGCUGUACCCUUCGGGACAGCAAUUGAAGGUGGUGCCAGUGCCAGUGCCAGUGCGACGAGCAUCGUCAAGCAUACACGAACGCUGACGAAUGUGGGUAGCUCUGCAACGUAUAAGGUGUCUGUGUCUUCAGAGACGGAGUCGGUGAAGAUAACUGUUCAGCCUGAAUCUUUGACUUUUAGUGCACCAAACGAGAAGAAGACAUACACGGUGACGUUCACUGGGCUUUCGAUGCCUUCGGGGACAACCAGCUUCGCUCGUCUGGAAUGGUCGGACGGAAAGCACAUUGUGGGUAGUCCGAUCGCAUUUACAUGGACGUGAUCGUUGUCGAGUUUAGGGAGGAGAGUGUUGAAAUACGUACUUCAUUAA
This is a messenger RNA of Telopea speciosissima, 2385 nucleotides long. Its product is annotated as subtilisin-like protease SBT1.7. NCBI's taxonomy places the organism in Eukaryota, Viridiplantae, Streptophyta, Magnoliopsida, Proteales, Proteaceae. Bases 1 to 2337 code for a protein of 778 amino acids. The record is from RefSeq and is a predicted model, not a curated record. The transcript has a single exon. Gene Ontology annotation, biological process: proteolysis. Gene Ontology annotation, molecular function: serine-type endopeptidase activity.